Messenger RNA from Penicillium brevicompactum, 2322 nucleotides. Its product is annotated as M28 family metallopeptidase. The transcript has 3 exons. Gene Ontology annotation, molecular function: carboxypeptidase activity. NCBI's taxonomy places the organism in Eukaryota, Fungi, Ascomycota, Eurotiomycetes, Eurotiales, Aspergillaceae. The coding region runs from base 1 to 2322 and encodes 773 amino acids. The record is from RefSeq and is a predicted model, not a curated record.
AUGAGGGAAAAAGACAUGCCAUAUUCAGAGACGAGUCCUCUGCUGGAGGUCAAUGUCGCCCCUCCGCGGCAAAGAUAUCCGCACCACGCCCUCCGUCGAGCUUGUACUAUCUCCCUUGCAGCUCUGCUAUCUGUGGCGACCGUACUAUUUCUGAUCCCCACUGCCAUCCUCCCUCGAGAAAGUGGCUCAGUCUGGUCUUAUCUCCCAUGGUCUCAUCCGAUUCCACACGAAGCAUGGCCCGAAAGCUACGGUCUACCAUACGAUCAGCUCCAACAGAUCCUCCUCAAUGUCCCCUCGGCAGAUAAGGCCCGAGAGUGGAGCAAAUACUAUACUGCGGGACCGCACUUGGGAGGCAAGAACCUUUCCCAAGCACUUUGGACUAAGAACAAAUGGACUGAGUUCGGUGUCGAGGACACCAAACUUGCGACCUACGAUAUUUAUCUGAAUUAUCCUCUUGACCACCGUCUGGCUCUGCUGAAGACCUCGGACAAUAAGACCGAGGUCACCUUCGAGGCUACAUUGGAAGAAGACGUCCUGGAAGAGGAUCCCACUUCUGGCCUGCAAGACCGUGUGCCAGUCUUCCAUGGUUAUUCUGCUUCUGGCAAUGUCACUGCCCAGUACGUGUAUGUCAACUUCGGUACAUUCAAGGACUUUGAGGACCUCGUGAACGCCAACGUCACACUCGAGGGCAAGAUUGCCAUCGUUAAAUAUGGUCGUAUCUUCCGUGGAUUGAAGGUUAAGCGUGCACAAGAGCUUGGAAUGGUAGGUGUUUUGAUCUAUAGUGACCCCCAGGAAGAUGGUGAAAUCACAGAGGAAAAUGGUUAUGAAGCCUAUCCCAAUGGGCCUGCGCGCAAUCCCAGUGCUAUCCAGAGAGGUAGCACCCAGUUUUUGAGCUUCCUUCCUGGUGAUCCUACAACCCCGGGAUACCCAUCUAAGCCCGGAUGUGAGCGACAAGAGCCUACCUCCAUUCCCUCCAUCCCUUCCCUUCCCAUAUCCUACAAGGAAGUCCUGCCAUUCUUGAAGGCCUUGAACGGUCACGGCCCCAAGGCUUCUGACUUCAACAAGUGGUGGCAGGGUGGAGGUCUCGGCUAUAAGGGUGUUGAGUACAACAUCGGACCCUCUCCCGAAGAUGUGGUGAUCAACCUCCACAACCACCAGGAAUAUGUGACGACCCCACUAUGGAACGUGAUUGGUACCAUCAAGGGCCACAUUCCUGACGAGGUUGUCAUCCUCGGCAACCAUCGUGAUGCCUGGAUUGCCGGUGGCGCAGGUGACCCUAACAGUGGAUCCGCUGCUCUGAACGAAGUCGUCCGAAGCUUCGGUGAAGCUCUCAAGGCAGGAUGGAAGCCAUUGCGAACUGUCGUCUUUGCUAGCUGGGACGGUGAAGAGUACGGCCUGCUAGGAUCCACUGAAUGGGUCGAAGAAUACCUGCCUUGGCUCUCUCAUGCUAACAUUGCUUAUCUGAACGUUGAUGUUGCUGCUGCUGGCACUCACUUUGAGCCUCGCGCCAGCCCGCUGUUGAACAAGGUCAUCCAUGAUGUCGCCGCGUUGGUGCAGUCCCCGAACCAAACCGUACGCGGUCAAACCAUUGGCGAUGUCUGGGACGGCAAGAUCUCAACAAUGGGCAGCGGAAGUGACUUCACUGCCUUCCAAGACUUUGCUGGUGUCGCCAGUCUAGACUUCGGGUUCGGUCGUGGUAAGAACGACCCCGUCUACCACUACCACUCGAACUAUGACAGCUUUGCGUGGAUGGAGAAGUACGGUGACAAGGACUUCCUCUAUCACCAAGCUACCACCCAGCUUUGGGCCCUAGCAGCCGCACAGCUUAUCGAGUCUCCUAUCCUUGCCCUGAACGCUACAGACUACGCUUUCGGUCUAGGAACUUAUCUGGAGCACAUCAAGCCAGCAGCCGACAAUCUGCCCAAGAACACCCACUUCAACUGGGCGCCUCUUGACAGGUCAAUUCUUGAAUUCCAGGAAUCUGCACAGGCCUUUGAUGCCUAUGCCCUCGAUCUUCAGUCCCAGCUUGGCGAUGACGUGCCUUGGUACCACUGGUGGAAGAAGGUUCGACUGUGGUUCCAAAUCCGCGCUGCUAAUGCAAAGUACAAGGGCAUUGAGCGUGCUUUCCUUUACCAGCCUGGUUUGGAUGGCCGUGAUUGGUUCAAGCAUGUUGUCUUUGCCCCAGGUAUUUGGACUGGUUACUCGGGUGCUACGUACCCUGGUAUCGUUGAGAGUCUCGAGGCGGCGGAUGUGAAAAAUGCCAACAAAUGGAGCUCCAUCAUUCAGGAGCGCAUCGGUGCGGCGACCAAGCUGCUGUUGUAG